GAACGUAGAGACGUGAUAUUGACAACGGUACUUGCCGGUCAGCAGUGGAUUCUAGCCGUGGAUAAUAAAUCUGUUUUCAAGGAAGUUAUGGCGGCUGCUGUCGACAUUGUGAUAAUGACCAUUAUGGCAGCAGUGAUCUCAGCGUCAACUCUGCCCACCUCAAUGACGACAUGGACGUUGUACACAGACAAGAGAUCCUGGAAUGAAGCACAGUUCUUCUGUGAAGCACUGGGCUCCGAGCUGCUGUACUUGAAAGACGCCACUAUGGAGCAACGUGCUGAACAACUAGGACAACAGGCGCCGUGGAAGACGCAUCUUGGCUUCCUGAAGUCCCACUUUAUUGGACUAUACAACAAGGUCGAGUCUGUCCCAGGCAGCUACUCAUGGUUGGACUGCGAGGUUGCCGACACCAUUACCGCCAACUGGGCCAGUGAACUGGAACCAUUUUUGGCGACAAAACAGUUGUGCUUCAGGUGGUUUCCAAAUAAGGGGUUCGCUACCGCCGAUUGCAAGGCUGACAAUCAAUAUGUCUGCGAAAAAGUUGGAGGCGCCUGUAAUUAUGAGCUGGUCCCUGACAGUCGUGGCGUGGACGUCGCCCCUUAUGAAGCAGGUGCCCUCUCUGUGAGCGAGUGCCAAGGUCUGUGUGACGUGGCUGUUGAGGGAACCAUGGAGUGCUGGGCCUUUACCUCGUCACCAACAAACUGUGAUCUUCAUUUCGCUUCAGACUCAGCUCAUUUCGACAAUAUGGAUAAUGUAGCUACCUCAACAGGAGAAGACCUGUUUAAAAAGUCAUGCUUUGAAAAUGUGGUCAAUGAUACCAACUUUCCAUCGACCGACCUCGUCUCGGCCAAACCUUUCACAUCAUGUCCGGGAUCAGUGGGCACUGGGAAUACAUCGGUGUAUACCUUUUUUUCUACAAACAUGACGUGGUUUGAGGCCAGGGCGACCUGUGCCAGCAACAGUCAGCAACUCGUUGUUCUCCGGACAACAGAAGAGGCCCUGAGGCUCCACAGACUAUUUGGAUCUUACAGUAUGUCUUUCUGGAUUGGUUUAAAUGGAGCUUCAUCGAGUGGGUUUACUUGGGUCGAUGGUUCAAUAAAAACCUGGGAUCACUUCCAGCCCGGGUACCCAACUGUCGGCACAGAGACGGUGUGUGUGGCAGCUAUCCCUAACUAUAACACCACGUGGAUCACCACCAACUGCCAACACAAGCGAUCCUUUGUGUGCCAGAAGCCGGACGGUAAGGAAUAA
Molecule: messenger RNA, 1251 nt
Organism: Haliotis rubra (blacklip abalone)
Lineage: Eukaryota; Metazoa; Mollusca; Gastropoda; Lepetellida; Haliotidae
Exons: 8
Coding region: 88-1251 (387 amino acids)
Source: RefSeq, a predicted model, not a curated record